GCACUUUCACUUCAUUACUCCUGCACCUUUCAGCACACUUCCCUCCUCUGGACACCUUAUUCCUUCUUUUUUUGUAAUCAUUCAUAAGCAAAAAAGAGCCUUUGUUAUUAUUAUUAUUAUUAUUAUUAUUAUUAUUAUUAUUAUUAUUAUUUCUAUUUUUUUGUUUGUUUUGGGAGGGGGGCUUAUUUCUUUUCUUUUUUUGUUUUAAGAAAUAAAUCAUGACCUGAUCCUGAAUUGAUGGAGAAAUGAUGGCACGUCAGGAGUCGCUGCUACCCUGUUUUCUGUAUUCUAGUCGAUGAAGACUGUGUUUUUUUUCUCUCUCUCUCUUGAGAUCUGGACAAGAACCCAAGGCAACAUGGAGACAUUCACUAUACAUGACAUGCUCAUUAACAGCACGGACUUUUACAAAAUCUUGUGUGAAAUCGCCUUCAGAAACAUAUCCGAGUGCGAGAACACCAGCGACCCGGGCACAGCAGCGCCAGCGCCGGAGCCUAAAGACAUAAACCAGACGGUGCGGAUUAUUCUCUACUGUGUGAUCUUCCUGCUGAGUGUUCUGGGGAACAGCCUGAUCAUCGCAGUACUGGUGAGGAACCGGCGCAUGCGGACCGUCACCAACCUCUUCCUGCUCUCUUUAGCUGUCAGUGAUCUGAUGCUGUGCAUCUUCUGCAUGCCUUUCACCCUCAUUCCCAACCUGAUGAAAAACUUUGUCUUCGGGAGCGGCAUCUGCAAAGUGGCCACCUACUUCAUGGGUAUCUCAGUAAGCGUGUCCACCUUCAACCUGGUGGCCAUCUCUCUGGAGCGCUACAGCGCUAUCUGCAAUCCACUAACAUCACGCACAUGGCAGACCAAAUCGCAUGCCGCCAAGGUGAUCAGCGCCACAUGGCUGCUAUCCUUUCUGCUCAUGGUGCCAUACCCAAUCUCCAGCACGCUGGUGCCAUACCGCCGCAACAACAACAGCACGGGCAACAUGUGCCGCCACAUCUGGCCCAGCGACAUCAUCCAGCAGUCAUGGUACGUGUUCCUGUUAUUGAUCCUUAUCCUGGUGCCAGGAAUUGUGAUGAUGACAGCAUAUGGACUAAUCUCUGUCGAGCUGUACAGAGGAAUCAAGUUCGAGAUGGCUAACAGAAAGGCAAGCCAAGAGAGACAGAGCAGCACAGGAAGCCUGAAGCCCAGCGAGUGUGACGGCUGCUAUCUUCAAGCCUCCAAGAAGAAGCGCUCAGACGCAUCCACCAAUCAGCAGUCGGCACUUCUUGCUUCCAACAGCAAAACCAAGCUAAACCGUGUGUGCAGCAACAGCCCCACAGCCAACCUGAUGGCCAAGAAGCGUGUGAUCCGCAUGCUGUUGGUCAUCGUGGUGCUUUUCUUCCUCUGCUGGACGCCCGUGUUUGCGGCGAAUGCCUGGAGGGCAUUUGACAAACGCUCGGCUGACCGUCUACUCUCCGGAGCUCCCAUCUCCUUCAUCCACCUGCUCUCAUACACCUCUGCAUGCGUCAACCCAAUCAUCUACUGCUUCAUGAACAAGCGCUUUCGACAAGGCAUGCUAGCCACCUUCUCCUGCUGCACAGGACACGUAGACAGAGAGGGCCGGGGCAGCGGGCGCCUCAGCGCUGGAGGAGCAGGAGGAGGAUUAGGAGGAGGUGGUGCACUUGGAACUCUGGGAGGUGGAGGGAAGGAGAACACGCAGUCCAGCGGGAUGCUCACCAGGCUGACGUACAGCAGCAUCCGAGGGUCAGCACAAGCAUAACAAAGAGGUCUGUGCUCAGAGUUCAGAGAAUUUCACACUGCUGGAUUCCUUUAAUAAUCAUCUGCUCUCCUGUAAAGAUUCCAAAGAUUGGUACGUGCGGAAAAACAUUUGCCUACUGAUUUUUUUGUAAAGAGGAGCCUUUUUCUUUCUAACACUUUUAAUCCAGGCAGCUCAAUGGCAGUUUUUCGGAAAGGUUUUUCGAAAGACUACUCCCGAAACCCUAGAGCAUUAGCUGAGAACUAACCUGCUCACUGAUAAACGAGACAUAAUGUCUGCAUGCACUGCUGGACGGAUGUUCUUGUCCAGUGUUUAAAUUUGAAUUCAUGUCACUGGUGAGUAAACAGAUACAUCAAAUGGAGCAUGACUGUGCAUGGCUUGAGAGUCAUUCCAGUCUGCAUUAGGGCACUGACUCGUGUACGAGCCUUUUAUGAAACACAGGAGUUGACGGAUUGAUCCUGGUAUAUAUCCAGCUCUACGUGCUGAAAGAGAGCAGAGGAGGUUCAUUAAGGAUGAGGAAAUUUAUCUGUUCAUCAAUACGGUUUUAUCCUCUGUGUAGUUCAAUAGGUUUUGAAACCGCUCGUCUAGCAAAGAUGACAAGAUGUGGAAAAAAGUUUGCAGCUUAAUGGUACUUAUUUCCAGCGGAUGAAUAAAAUAAUUAACACUCUGAUAAAGCAACUCCAACCAGUUCUUUAUAUUGUUUCUUUCCCUUUGGAUAAUUUGCAGUCAGUCAUUUUCAAACUAGACAGAGAAAAAAAAAAAACAAUCCUGAUCAUUUCAUCUGAUUUAUUAUAGUAUUGCAGCAUUAAAUUUCCACCACUAGCUGUGUUUCAAGGUUUUGUGGCAAACGCCAGGCUUUACGAGGGACUGAGGUUGUCCAGAUGCUCAGAAAAAACACACAGCUAACACUUUCCGAGACUGUACAGACCUCCAGCAUAGCCGAACCUCGUGCAGUCGUUCAGAACGAUGCCAAACGAACAUACCCAGAAGUCAGUUUCAAGUUGUGUGUACAUAAUAUGAAUCACAUAUAACUUACUCCUUCGGGCCAUUUUUCAGAUAAAAAAAAAAAAACCCACACAAAUAUAAAUUAUGUUUGCAUCUGUUUAUAUGUAAAUACACUGAAUCAUCCUGGCAAGCCUGCAUACCUCUGUAGUUACAAUCGAUUGUCAUUGCCACACAAAUAUGUAGAAAUGUGUAAAUAUAGCUUUGGUCAAUUUCAUUGCUGGCGCUCUUUGUACAGCUUCUGUGCUCAUGGCGUAUGUCAGCACAACACGCUUUUUUCUUUUUUUGCCUCCCAAAGGUACACAGUAGAGUCUUUAUCCAAAUACUGUGUGUUCUUUCAACCUGUACUGAUUGUACUUUUUAUUUGAUCUGCCGCUCUCUCGCUUUCUUAUCUUCCCAUGAGACUUUUCUCACCUGUCAGCGACACGAAAAGCAUCAAGCCAAGUCCUGUCACUCACACCU
Hemibagrus wyckioides is the source of this 3205-nucleotide messenger RNA. RefSeq names its product cholecystokinin A receptor (gene cckar). Gene Ontology annotation, cellular component: plasma membrane. Gene Ontology annotation, molecular function: gastrin receptor activity; cholecystokinin receptor activity. The coding region runs from base 296 to 1744 and encodes 482 amino acids. The transcript is spliced from 5 exons. The record is from RefSeq and is a predicted model, not a curated record. Lineage: Eukaryota; Metazoa; Chordata; Actinopteri; Siluriformes; Bagridae. Gene Ontology annotation, biological process: phospholipase C-activating G protein-coupled receptor signaling pathway.